This is a messenger RNA of Pieris brassicae (large cabbage white), 4567 nucleotides long. RefSeq names its product integral membrane protein GPR155 (gene anchor). The transcript has 16 exons. Bases 210 to 2720 code for a protein of 836 amino acids. Lineage: Eukaryota; Metazoa; Arthropoda; Insecta; Lepidoptera; Pieridae. The record is from RefSeq and is a predicted model, not a curated record. Gene Ontology annotation, cellular component: membrane. Gene Ontology annotation, biological process: intracellular signal transduction; transmembrane transport.
CAGUACUAGUGAGCUGUAGGCAGCAUAUACUAUAUCUAUAUAGUCUACUGUCUACAAAAAGUCAUAGCAUGAUACAAAUAACUCCGAGUCAAAUUGAAUUAAUUUAAAUCCAAUUAUUAAUUUUAAUUCUAUGGCUAAGAAGAACAAAUAAAAAAAUUGAAUUUAUUAUACAUUUAACCGAACAUUGUUUACCUCGUAAUUUCGGCACAAUGGAUAAUUCUACUUCAGCAAUGUUAAUGGAUCCUGUAACAGAUCAUUUGUAUCCAGCUUUAUUUCAGUGUUUCACUAUCAUUGUGUGUGGAUAUCUCGCUGGAAGACUGAAUAUUGUAUCAAAAUUGGAGUCAAAGGGUAUUGCUACAUUUGUAGGCACAUUUGCUUUGCCUUCAUUAAUAUUUUUAUCCCUUGCUCGUUUGGAUUUUAGUACAGUGAAUUGGCAGUUUCUCAUAGCAAUUUUGGUAGCAAAGGGGCUUGUAUUCUUUGGUGUUAUUAUAGUGUGCAUACUAGUAUCUAAACCAGUGAAUUUGGCACAAGCUGGAAUAUUUGCAAUUUUUUGUACACAGAGUAAUGAUUUUGCUUUGGGAUAUCCAAUCAUAAAUGCAAUUUAUGAGAAAACACAUCCAGAAUAUGCUCUUUAUUUGUAUUUGAUGGCUCCAAUUUCGCUGGCUAUAUUAAAUCCUAUAGCUUUUGUGUUAAUGGAAAUAAAUAAACAAAAAGAAAUAGAGGUGUCAGCAUCAGACUCCAGUCAGAGAAAAAAUAUAAGUAAAUGGAAAAUGCUUUACCAAAUAUUUCGAGGUGUUAUAUUAAAUCCAUUGUUGGUAAUGACUAUUCUGGGUAUAAUUGGAAACAUAGUAUUUAAACAUAAACUUUCCAUCUAUAUUGAAGGUUUAUUGGAUGUAUUUGGGCAAUCCUUCUCAGCGUCAGCUCUGUUUCUCUUGGGUCUUCGGAUGGUUGGUCAAAUCACACGGUUAAGAGGUCCUGCACUGGUGUUGCCCUGUGUAUUAAUUAUGGUUAAAUUGAUCGUUCUUCCAGUGGUAAUGCGUGAAUGUGUUAGUGGAUUAGAUGCAGGUGUUAAUGUGACAGACACACAGUCUCUCUCAACUUAUGCAUUUUUGUAUGGAACAAUACCAACUGCACCAGCUGUCUUUGUCUUCUCUAACUUGUAUCAACUGGAAAUUGAUUUGGUAGCGUCAUCUAUGGUGAUAUGUACGUUUUUAUCCGCCCCAAUGACAUUCCUGUCUGCUGAAGUGAUAACGAUGAACAAUGAUUAUGCAGAUAAAAUAAUAGCUUUCCGUUUUGGUAUAUCCAUAGUAGCGUUGAUAGCUGCUGUUUGGGUCUUUAUUGUCUUUUCUGUAACACGGAAAUACAAAAGGAUGCCUCAUAGACUGACACUUUGCUUGAAUGUUUCACAGAUAUUAUUGGCUAUAAGUGUAAUAUGGGGCGGGGCAGAGAAAACGUUUACACCCACCUGGAGUACGAUCAUUCAGCAAUCGUUGCAGGUGUUCAGUAUUUAUUCCUGCCUCCUUUGGACAUCUAUGCUCUCGGUGGGACUGUUUAUGUUGGAGAGCCGUGGCCCAUGUUUCGUGGUCACCCUUUGGCCCGUGCUGGCGUUCGUGGCGUGGGGCGCUCCCGCAGUCAUGGUAGCAGCUCUGCUGAUCACCAAGCAGACUGGAACAAGCAUCAACGCUGAUGCGUGUGACGUUAUUCGGCUUAGCGUCCUCUUCUUUUGUAUUACGGUGUCAACAGGCUGUUUAAUCUUGUACGUGAGGUUCCGACGCCGUAGCGCCCAGUUCUCGAGUCUAACUCAUUAUCCUAUCAUCUCGCCGCCGGAUGAAUCAACCAGUUUGGUGGAAAACGCCGAACCGAUGUCCAAUACGCAAUCCAUAUCCAAUAAUAGCAUGGAUGAACAAGGCUGUUACGGUACUAUUACGGCAACUCCAUCUCCAAACAAAAAUUUGACAUGUUGCAAUAAUGACCCUAACUGUGAGAGUGGGAAUCUAAAUGAGGGACAGGAUAUUGAAGAUAUCGCUAAUAAUAGCAAGGAAUGCGCGUGCCCGGCAUCCCAAAAAGGUCGUUGUACUACCUCAGAAACCUGUCAAUACUUGAACGACCUGGAUCAGGCUGCCAGCGCAUUAGGCCUUGUGCCACCGGAACAGUCAAGAGGUAGAGGUGGACAGUUAUUGAAACAUACUGUUCUACUCAUCGUUUAUAACCUUAUUAUGUUUAUUGGGGUAACAUUUACAACGUGGCGAGUACUGCGUAAAGACGAGGCGGGAGUGUUCAUAGAGAUACAGUUCCUGGACACGGCAGCUGUGUAUGGGCAAGCACUGGUUAUGUUUACCCUCUUUGGCCUUGACCCAGAAGAAAUAUUCAUACCAGCCGUUCGUUACUUCAAGAAGAUGUGGCACGGAGCAGAUACUGUGGUACUGCCGUCAAUAGAGGAAUUAAGUUUUGAAACUAAACACGUGUGCGAUCAGUUUAUUACGCAUCACCUUGAACGCUGUAAGGAAGCCAUCGCUAAGGAUACACGGUGGCGCAUGCGCACCUACCAUGGAGUAUUUCGCGGGUCCUAUCUAGUUCGAUGGUUAGUCUCCACUGGACUCGCAGCCGAUGAACACUCCGCUAUUGUUUACGGACGACAUUUACUAGAUGGCAGACUUAUAUCACAUAUUAAUAAGGCUCAUCAUUUCACAAAUUCACCAUUGCUCUAUACAUUUGCAUAGAUUUUAAUCGCUAUGUAACUUGGUUUACCAACUACGAACAUAACUUCUUCAAAGAUUGACAUUGUAGUUUCGUAAAUUGUUUCUUGAGGCCUUUAUAAUUCGGUAUUGCGAACAUAAUAUUGAAACAAAGUUUGAAUUUUUCAACUACUAUUAAAUUCGUUAAGUUGGUAAUUCCAAUUACAGCUUAUGACCAAACCAUAUAAAAAAAAUUAAAAAGAAUAAUGGUUUUCACAAUGUAGGUUAAGGUAAUUAAUAUUUGCUUCAAAUAUCUUAUUUUCAUAUUAACAUUUAAAUCGUAUAAUGCUCAACAACUAUUGUACGCAAAAAACACUUAAUUUAAAAAAAUGUAUUUCAGUAGAAUAUUUCUUGAUUUUAGAAUGUUAUAGUUUUAUAGUUGUUGUACAAGUUUGCGGUGUUAAAGACGGGUGAACGAGCAUUUAGACACUCCAUUAGGUACUUACAUUAUGAUGAUUUUUUGUGUAGUAUUUAUUUUGUGUUAAAAUCCUUAGUAGAGUUUGGUAAAUACUGCGAUGCGUAUUUCCUUCUAAUUAAAAAAACAUGAUAUAAUAAUUUUACAUGUACACUUCAGCAAAUAUCAGUCCAUUGUCAAAAGGGAGAUAUCGCAGUGAAUGUAAUGUUCUCAAGAUAAUUUUUUAAAAAUGAAAUUCCUCAAUCGACCCCAACUCUAUUCUUAGUGCUCUCUAUUUAUAGUGAAUAAUAUUCCAUAAUAGAUUUAAGUUUAAUUGUCGGUUUAGUAAAACGAGGAAUAAAGUUAACACGGUAUGUUGCCAUGGUUACCAUUAUAUUUGUAUGAAAAUAACAUUGUAACCUACUGCCUACUUUAAAUCGCGUCUUAUAAUAAGGGUUAUAAAGGGGCGAUGAUAGUAGACAUUUCUGUACCGGUGUGAACUAAGCUGCAUUAGUAUGGAUAAGUUGUCUCGUAAGGGUAAGGUUCUUGGAACGCAUUGCUACAUUCAGAUUGAGUCGCCGUUUUGUUAUUAGAAGAUUUUUGACUAUGAUUUUGUGUUUUUGUAUGUGAUUUACAUUAUUAUUAAUUAUCAUUCGACGAUGUCACAAAUAUUGGUUGUAGUAUUAAGAACGAAUUUAGUUGUAUUAGUUACAAGCCUGUGGUGCUGUGAAUGUUUACUUUUAGAUGUUUUUUGAAAGUAAACCCUGUAGCCUAAAAUUUAAAAAAAAUAUUAUAAUGCCCGGACAGUAAAAUAAAAAUCCUCGUAUUUCGACACUACUAAAUUCUAUUAUUGGAAUUAAUUUAUUCCAAUGAAAACUAUCUUUAAGCAAUAGUAACUGUAUUUAGUUCUAUGUUUAAAACAUAAACAAACUUAUUCAUACUUAUAUUAUUAAAUUAUUUGCAAUCUUCAUGUGCAUGACUACAUUUUGUGACCAGAGCAGGAAUUUUAUUUUAUUCAUCGGGUUUUGUUAUAUUUUUUUUAACAUUAGGAUAUUAUUUUUAAUUGAUGCUAUAUUUUUAUAUUAGACUCCUAUUGAUGAAAUCAAUCUCAUUGAAUAACUAUUUUAUCUGUAAAUUAUUCACUAUUAAUUUAACUUGCACCUUUGUGAUUUUAAAAUAUAUUUAUGCAUAACACUGUUUUUCUUAUAUCUAUUUGCUUGAAAAAGUUAAUUUGAAUAUUAUAAGAAUGAUGAUACUUGUACGAAUGUUGCAUCAAUUGUGAUAAAAAUAUGGCUGUUAUAUUUUGCUUGUUAUUGUAUACCAUUGAAAUACUAAGCUUUGGUAAUUAUUGGUACUGGAAAAAUAUAAUCUUUGUUGUCUAUUUAUCAAAGUAUUCAAAUUAUAUUGUAGCAAAUUGAAUUAUGUUUUAUUUUUGUCU